UCACCGGGGCUAUGUCUUCGUGCGAACAUGCCAAUGACCUUCGUACUCGCUUUUGGGAAGACCACGAGGUAAAGACACUUUUGGACUUGUGGAGUAACGGUAAAGUUCAACAAGAAUUAGACGGUACGAAACGCAACAGUCGCGUGUUUGCUUGGUUAUCCGACGAACUGUGUCGCCACGGGAUUCUUAGAACCGCUAGCCAGGUUAGAGACAAACUUAAGUGUUUAAAACGUGAAUAUCGAAUCAGCAGCGAUAAAAUGAAACAAUGUGGAGAGCACGAACGAUUUAAAUGCAAGUAUUUCGAUGAACUAGAUGAUAUUUUAUCUGGAAGAAAAACGAGUACUUCGACACUUCCGGAAAUUACUGUAUGCGAAACUAUAAAGCCAAAUGAAAUCAAGAAAGAAAUCGAACCACAGCCGGAGAUUAUAGUAGAACCAUCUGAUGAGAUGGAAGUUCAAGAACCUGUAUCGAAUGUCCAAGAGGAGGUACGACAAGAGCAAGAGAAACCAGCGGAGGAGAAAGUAAAAUUGUCUAAAGGUAAACGAAGCGUUAAUCGUAUAGAAAGAACACUAACUGCACUUUUAAAUCAUCAACGACAAAUCGAAGAACGUUUCCUAAAAUUAGAGGAAAAGAAACUGUUGCAAGAGCGUGAGUUGAUGGAAAUGAAGUUAUGUAAGGGAGAGGAAGCUUGCGAGAGAUGGUAUCAGAUGAAAUUACAAUUGAAAGAAAAACAGUGGAACCACGAACGUCAAAUAAUGUCCAUGGUAGUUGAGGCGGUUACUAAGAGAGUGGCUCCGACUAGUGGUGAUAAAAGAAGUGAAAUUGCUACUCAGACGGAUAGCCAAAUGGAAUUUUAAAUUUUAACAGGAGUAAGUGUUCGUUAUUCACGUUUUAAAUCAUUUUCAAAUGUUUUUUAAAUGUUAAACGUAUAUUCGUGUACAUAUACUUGUUAUAUUGUUUUUUUUAUUAAGAAUAUAAAAUACAUUUUUAUAAAUUGAUUUCGAUCAACUUUUUCUAUACAGUAUUAUAAAAUGAAGUAUUUAAUAACGGGAGUUAUCAUGAUAAUAUGAAUAAACCUUUAUUGUUAAUUACAUAAGAUUUAUAACGUGUAAAUUUAAAAUUAGUGAAUAUAUUUCAGAUAUAUUCACUAAUUUUAAAUAAAUAUAUUUAUUUAAAAUAUUUAUGAUAAUAGAUAUAACAGAAUUUUAUUAUUAAUUUAGUGUGGAAAUUGUCCCUGAAUUUUCAUUCACUAAAAUUUAUUAUCGAUCCACUUCUAGUACAGAAUUUUCAUAAAGGGAAAAACGAACCAUUAUUUCUAUUUCUGUCUAAAGUGGCAAACAAAGAGGAUUACAGGUACAAACAACUAAUUUAACUAGAAUAAAGGGGAAAAUUAAGAUUCCAAUUGUGUACAAAUAAAAUCGCCUACAGGUAUAACGGUCAUCACAGAAUGAUAAAAUAGUAUUCCUAGAUAAUAUUGGAACUUUUUCAGAGAAACGAGGCUCACGUGAUAAAGGAACAAACGAACACAAGGUCUUUGUUAAUACAGUAGAUUCG
This is a messenger RNA of Centruroides sculpturatus (bark scorpion), 1554 nucleotides long. RefSeq lists its product as uncharacterized. NCBI's taxonomy places the organism in Eukaryota, Metazoa, Arthropoda, Arachnida, Scorpiones, Buthidae. The coding region runs from base 12 to 857 and encodes 281 amino acids. The transcript has a single exon. Gene Ontology annotation, biological process: positive regulation of DNA-templated transcription. The record is from RefSeq and is a predicted model, not a curated record. Gene Ontology annotation, cellular component: nuclear body.